Bradysia coprophila is the source of this 2313-nucleotide messenger RNA. Its product is annotated as BBSome complex member BBS2-like. Gene Ontology annotation, biological process: non-motile cilium assembly. Gene Ontology annotation, cellular component: membrane; neuron projection; BBSome. Lineage: Eukaryota; Metazoa; Arthropoda; Insecta; Diptera; Sciaridae. Gene Ontology annotation, molecular function: protein binding. The record is from RefSeq and is a predicted model, not a curated record.
ACCGAAAUGCGUUACCACGGCAACAGUAACGAAGCACACAAAAACGUUAUUUUGAUCAGAUCUGAAGUGGUCAUCAUGAACUUUUCCCUGAAUCCGGUCUUUUCGUUUCGACUAAACCAGAACAUUGUCAGUCAAUUAAAAUUCGGAAAAUACGACGGCAUCCAUGUCUGCUUAACGGCAGCAACCAGUUCGGACAAAGUGAUAAUCCACAGUCCCCAUAAGCGGAUUGGUGCGUCGAACAAUCGAAUUUCAUGGUCGGAAACGAACUACGAUGUUGCUCUGUUGAAUUUCAACCAGGAAAUUACUGCCAUCGAAACGGGAUGCUUAAAGGAAAACGAUUCAAAGGAAAUUCUCGUAAUUGGAAGUCCCACACACGUUUUAGCCUACAAUGUGGACGAUAACAUUGAUUUGUUUUACAACGAUGUCAAAGAGGGGAUCAAUACGAUACUCAUCGGAAUGUUCAAUAAAUUUGAAUUACCACUGGUUGUAUUAGGAUGCAAUGACAAUAUUCGCUGUUACGACUACACAGGAAAGGAAGUCUUUUGGAUUGUUACGAAUGGUAAUGUGAAUUCGUUAACCUUAUCGGAUGUGAAUAAGGACGGGAGGAAUGAAUUAAUAGCUGGAACAUCCAGUGGAUCGAUUAUGAUUUACGACGGUGAUGCAUUAUUGAUGGAGUUUACUGAAAAUUCGGCAGUCAAGCACAUCUGUCAAGUAGAUAAAAAUAGUUUUCUCGCUUAUGCUUUAAUUGACGGGACGAUUGGCGUGUACAGGGAAAGUAUUCGUCUGUGGAGAAUUAAGUCGAAGAGUAAGGGAACAUCACUAGCGAGCUUUGAUCUCCUUGGAUCCGGUAAAAAUCAACUUAUAGUUGGAUGGGAAAGCGGAAGGAUCGAUAUGAGGGACUAUGGCACCGGCGACAUUCUGUACAAACUGAACCUAAAUCAUCCGAUAAUAUCGGUCGGCCAAGCUGACUACCGUGGCAACGGAGCAAACGAUUUGAUUUUGUGUACAACAACCGGUGAAGUGAGAGGAUACGAACGGUCCAAAAUCAAUCUGAAUACCAUGAAAUGUUCGGAUCAGGAAGAGCUGCUGGAAUUGUUGACGCAGAAGAAAGUUCUGUUGGCCGAAAUUUCGCAUUACGAAUGUAACGAGAAAUUGAAUCGUGAGAAGCAAAACGAUUACGAUGAUAAGUUUGUGGCACCGGAAGGUGUUGGAGUUAUACCGAGUAACACGAGACUGCAAAUUGCCAUCUACAAUAACAUUGAAGGUGAUGUCGAGCCCAACAUUGAAAUCAAAAUUAUCACCAACAAUUCAACCGUCAUUCGAGCGGUCCUGCUAUUCUCGGAGGGAAUUUUCGAAUCCGAAACGUUUAUCGCAUAUCCAGAAGACCGAGCCGUGUCGAGAAUCAUCAUACCAUUCAAAAUACCCAAGGACAACUGUUACGAUGUGAACAUUAAGGCUUUGGUCGGACAUGAAAAUAGCCAACAGUUUCAUGUGUUCGAAUUGACCAGACAGUUGCCGAAAUUCUCGAUGUACGCAAUCAGAGAAGACUUUUUGUGUGCGGAGAAAAUGAGUGAAAUUGAACUUGAUGACACGAGCUUUGUGGAGUUUAGAAUUAACGAACGAUUUCAGCGAAUUUGCCUGUGGAUCAACCAGAACUUUCUCCUUUCUAACGAUAUUGAACCGGAAGCAUUGGAUGACACAGGUGACAUAAAACUGUAUAUGGUGAGUCUGUACGACCAAAGUAACAUUUUGAUGCGAUUUUACGAUGGAAAUCAAAUAAAAAUCGUCACACCGAACAUUCAUUUGGCCGGUAGUUUCAUUCAAUCGCUGGCUAAAUUCAUGAAUAUGGACAAUUUGCAGACGCAGGCCAGCUAUCCGCAAAUUGAAGAGGAAAUUUCGACUCUAUUUCGAAAGAUCGAUGGACUGCAAAUAUCUUAUCAGAAUUUGACGCUGGACAUGACUCAAAAGAAAAAUCUGCAAAAGAAUUUGAUCGUACGAAUUGAGGACGCCCGACUCUAUAACCAGGACGCUCUGCUUGGCCUGUAUGCCGACAUGCAAAAACUAACCGAGGACUUGUUGAAUAGUCACAUGAUCCGACAAAAGAAUUUCGAGGAAAUUCAAAAAUCAUUGCAGGGUGUCAAUAGUAUCCUGAAAGCCGCCAGCAAACUUCGUGUCGGUAGCUUUGCCAUAAAUAUGAUGCAACACUUGAAGGACGCUGUGAAAACGAAGAAUAUUGAAGCAAUCAAUAAGAUCAUCGCACAUGGUGUCAAUUAAGUGCCAGGGAAUGGUUUGCACAAAAAUAAAGGAAUUUAA